AUGGCGCCGCGGAAGUCGAGACAAACCUCCAGUGGAAGAUCAUCACGGCAGCAACGAAAGUAUCAACAUGCACUUCCGGCAGCAAGUGCUUUGUCGCACAGGCUUUCUUCGCAGGCGUUGCCCACUGACACAGCGCCGAGUACAAGUCCAAGAAGAAAGAAGAGACGCUCACAGAGCUCAAAGGAGGUGCUUAAGGAGCUAGCGGCCAACGCGCUUCGAGAGAUGAAGGAGCAGGGUUUCCUGGUGCAGUCCGGGUAUGCCUCUCAAUGUGACGAGAUCUCUUUGUACUCGUGUACAGAAGACAAGUACGACUGCCUCGUCGCCAGCAGUUCGCAGGUGACUGUGGAUGAGUGCGAUGGGCCGCAAUCCCCGACAUCCUUUUUUGAUCGCGUCGGGCUCAAGACAGCAACGAAGUCUGGCUAUUGCAAGCGAAUACUACGUCCUCUAGACUUGCCCCCGAUUGUGGACGGAAAGAAGGAUUUGUCAAUGCAGUUUUCGCGGUGCCCAUCAGAGUGUUGCUCGGAAGAAGUUCGUUCGUCAGGUGUCAAUACGUCGGACUCAUUCAAGAAUGUGACACCUGCGACAGCUGAAGCUGCCCAGUAUCUUCUACGUCUGAGAGGGUAG
Molecule: messenger RNA, 624 nt
Organism: Chondrus crispus (carragheen)
Lineage: Eukaryota; Rhodophyta; Florideophyceae; Gigartinales; Gigartinaceae
Exons: 1
Coding region: 1-624 (207 amino acids)
Source: RefSeq, a predicted model, not a curated record